Morus notabilis is the source of this 547-nucleotide messenger RNA. RefSeq lists its product as uncharacterized. Bases 227 to 463 code for a protein of 78 amino acids. Lineage: Eukaryota; Viridiplantae; Streptophyta; Magnoliopsida; Rosales; Moraceae. The transcript has a single exon. The record is from RefSeq and is a predicted model, not a curated record.
UACAGUGCAAGUAAGGAGAAUCAUGUAAAAGAGGGUCUUAAAGCAGGAAGAGAGAGAGAGACACCCACUAAAGUGUUAAUUGGACCUUGGGGCAAAUAAUUUAUGUUGGAGCAUUGACUUUUCAACAACAAGAACUCAUCAUAUAUAAGAAUCCUCAUUUGGGAAUUGCAAGCUCACUUCCCAUUAGAGAGGACUUGAUCAAAACACACUCACAAGACACACAUAGAUGGUGAGGCUAUCGAGGGAGGCGGCGGAUUUGGAUGGGAUCAUCGGAGGUGGCGGUGGUGGCGGUUUUGGUUUUCUAGUCUUUGUGUUAGGUUUGUUGGUCACUCUUUGUAUUGUCUCAACCGUAAUCUUCUCAUGCGCAGACGGUGUAUCGAAAGAGAAAUCCUCUUCGGCCGACACAGAACUCUAUGGUGGUGGUGGCUGCGCCGCCGGAUGUGGUGCAGCCUGUGGUGGAUAAGAAAGAUCUUAUUCAAAAAAUAUCUCACACAAGCAUCAACAAGAGAGGUUCCGAAAAAAAAAACAGAUAAAAGCCACAGAUGUU